AUGGCACAAACACCACAGCAACGGAGAGCCAACGAACGGUUCGCAAAGACCGAGGCCGCAAAGCGCGGUAAGGCGCCAACCACUGUCAAGCCGAAGAAGAAUACAAAGUCGCCACUUUCAGCGAGCUGGGUUGUUCUUCUCGCCUUUGUUGUUUGCGGUGGCCUCCUAUUAGAGCUUGUACGGAUUGUCCCUGAGCUAUGGUCAACCGUGGCCUCAUGGUUCACUCAGAUCACAGGGUAA
Messenger RNA from Penicillium soppii, 240 nucleotides. Its product is annotated as RAMP4 family protein. Gene Ontology annotation, cellular component: endoplasmic reticulum. Bases 1 to 240 code for a protein of 79 amino acids. The record is from RefSeq and is a predicted model, not a curated record. NCBI's taxonomy places the organism in Eukaryota, Fungi, Ascomycota, Eurotiomycetes, Eurotiales, Aspergillaceae. The transcript has 3 exons.